UAAAGGACGAAAGGUGAAACAGAGAGAGACAGAAAUAGAGAGAGAGAGAGAGAGAGAGAGAGAGAGAGAGAGAGAGAGAGAGAGAGAGAGGGACAGAAGAUAUAGUAGGAGUUCUCCAGCGAUGGAAGAAAGGCAUGAGUCAGACCGAAGACAUUCUAGAGAUAGAGAUAGAGAUAGAGAGAAAGAGAAAGAGAGAGAGAGAGAGAGAGAGAGAGAGCAAGAGUCAAGAGAGAGACUGAUCUCCCUUUCUCCUUCUCUCAAAACCAGUGUCGUUAACUCGUGCUUUUUCAGAUCCAACUGGCCUGUCAAGUUCACGAAUAAAAUCACGCAGGUAAAAUUAACUUCUGACUGUAGCAAGAGGCGGAGCCGCGUUCCACUGAGAUGAGUACCCAACCGUUUGUAAGCAAAGAGUUGCAUGUUCAACCAUAACGUCCCUACAUCCCUUUCUAUCCCUAUAUCUUUCCUUUCUCUCUCUUUCUCUCUCUUUCUCCCCUUUUUCUUUUUUUAUUCUUCCUUACACACUUACAUUCGUCGAGGGAUGCAAAUAUAGGUAUGUAUAUAUGUAUGUGAGCGAGUAUAUAUAUAUCUUGUGAGCGAGUUUGUGAGAAAAUUUGAACGAGUAAGUCAGAGAAAAGCGUGAGAACUGCGCACCGAAGUCAUGCUACAGUGAGUCAGGCCUGAGAAAUGCUGAGAAACAGGAGGGAAAAAGAUGACAACGACGACGACAACGACAACGGCGACGGCGAUGACGACGACAACGACGAAAACUUGUUCGGUGAAUAAAGGGCUGCAUAUACCACAUCCACAUCCAUCUCCACUUCCAUCAUGUCCACCUCCGCAUUUAUUUCCCUACUUGCGAAACAUCAUCCAUGUAUACCUAACUAUGUUAAAUCUAACUGUGUUAACCCUAAUUAGUCGGGAAAUAAACUUGUUCUGUAUUUUUUGUUUUCGCUUCUCUUUUUUUUUCGAAACGAUAAAUAUAAGAUUAUGCUUUAGAUUAGAUCUACAAACUUGUCAAGAAAUGUUACUUGAUUUUAAUGAUAUUUAUUAAUAAAAUUCUGCAUUGUUCGAUCAAUUUGAAAUUAUUAUUUUUUUCCCUUCUUAUAUACGAUUUUUCAAUAUGCAUGGUUAUGUAUGUUUCCUACACAUUUAUACAUACAUACAUACAUACAUACAUAUAUACAUACAUAUAUACAUACAUAUAUUUAUAUAUAAACAUAAGUCGCACGAAGCGAUCCCACUUUCUAUUUCACGCAGUAAGAAGGAAGUCUCCUUCGUUUGUACCUUAUAUACGAUGGAAUCGUAUUUACAUCGACACGAGUGUGCGCAUGUGAUGUGUUUGUGUAACAUUUAUAUCAUAAACACUUCCCACGUGCUUAAAGCUUACUGGAAAAAUUUCUACAGCGGAAGAAAGAGAGAAAGAGAAAAAGAAAGAAAGAAAGAGAGAAACAAAGAGAGAAAGAGAGAGAGAGAGAGAAAAGAAAAAAACAAAAGUAGUGUUCGAUAGUUCGUCGAACUCGCAAUUUUGUCGCGAACUUUCGAUAGAUAGCGCUUGUGUCGCUGAAAGUACAUGGACCGGAGAACGGAAUAGAAAAUCUAAUAAUUAACUGUUAUUUUGAUACUUGAUUAAGAUUAAAAGUGUAUAAAUAAAUAUAAAAAAAGACAAAAAAAUAAAGAAGAAGAAAAAGAAAAAAAGAAAAAGAGAAAUGAUAUUAAAUCUAUUGAUAUCUAAUUAAACUACGUAAUAUCUAUUGAAACUAUGGUUGGAUUAUAUCAAGAUUCUUAUGAUUUCAAAUGAAGUUAAACCGAGCAACGGGACGAAGCCGUACCAGUCGGAACCGUUCGAUGAGAUAAUCAUAAAAGGGAGUGUCCGAUCAGUUCGAGAAGGGGCGUUACACGAUGAUGUGUUUUCAUCGAUAUCCGUUAUCUAUUGACUAGAAAAAGAGUUGUAUGUAGAUCCUUUUUCAGUAAUACAUCCCUUGAACUUACUUCAGAAACUCUUAGAUCAAGAGGAACACUCCUGGAAACUCGCCAGAAGCUUUCCUCUUUAAAUAGUACGAACGUCGAAGUAGUUGUCCAUGCGGUCUUGUUUCCUUUUUUAUAGAGAAGGAAGAAAGGAGCGCACGCGCGUGUGUGUGUGUGUGUGUGUGUAAGAAGAAGAGAGAGAAGGGGGAGGGAGAGAGAGAGAGAUUAAGAAAAGAAGAGCAACGCGUGCCAGAGAUCCUUUCCUCGUUAUUCCGGAUCAACAUGCUCUCCCCUUCUUAACUCAAUGCACCAUUGGAAAGCAUCAUGUGAAAUCGGAUCAAGGAUUCGUCGUUGAUCGAAGCGUGACGUCACGGAUUGUAUUCGUUACGAGGAAGAAAAAUCAUGGACGGUUUUGAACUGAUAUCGCAAGGUGCCGAAGCGUGUCUCUACAAAGGGACAUACUUAGGUAAAUCUACUAUAGUUAAAGAGAGAUUCGUCAAAGGUUAUAGACAUCCAGAUUUAGAUAAACGUUUAACGAAAGAUAGAUUAAAAGCCGAGGCACGGGCUAUUCUUCGUGCUAAAUCUGCAGGCAUACCGACACCUGCGUUAUAUCUGAUCAAUUUGGAUCGCCGUACCAUCUAUAUGGAGCAUAUGGAAAAUACAAUAGUUUUAAAAAAUUAUAUUGAUGAAAAUGUAUCAGAUAAAGUUAACGUAGAACAUAUAAUCAAGUUUAUAGGAGAAGGAUUAGGAUUAAUUAUAGCUAAACUGCACUCAAAGAAUAUAAUCCAUGGAGAUUUGACGACUUCAAAUGUUCUUUUGAAAAAUAUUUCAGAUGAAACAUGGACCAAGAAUGAAGCUUUAAAUCAUUUUGUUAUGAUCGAUUUUGGAUUGGCACAAAUUGAUUCGACUGUGGAAGAUAAAGCAGUUGAUAUAUACGUUCUUGAAAGAUCUUUGCUUAGCGCUCAUUCAGAAGUAUCCACUCUUUUUCCACUGAUUUAUGAGAGUUAUCAAAAACAUUAUGCGAAUAAAGCUCAAUGCAAGGAGAUAGUUAAUAAAUAUGAAGAAGUACGAGUUCGCGGACGCAAACAUUCGAUGAUUGGGUGAUCAUUAAUGGAGUUGUUUGUUAAAUUUGUUUUCCUUCUUUUGUAUUUGUUUUGAAAUACCAAAAAAUGUACUUGCACCUAUGAGUUUUACUUGUAAAAUUGUUUUACUAUUCUUUUUUGUAACAAUAAAAAUAUCUUUUUAUUAUCAAACAAUCGACGUAACUGCAAAAGUUAGUGUAUCAAGAAGAAACUAGUUCAAUAUAGUUAUUUAAUACGAUAAAAAGGCUUGUAUAUACAUAAUUCAUUCUUGUAUAACAAGUAUUAUCUACGGGUAAUAAAUUGCAAGAAGAUA
Vespa crabro (European hornet) is the source of this 3360-nucleotide messenger RNA. It is a transcript of the gene Prpk, whose product is annotated as EKC/KEOPS complex subunit TP53RK. Gene Ontology annotation, molecular function: ATP binding; protein serine/threonine kinase activity. The coding region runs from base 2368 to 3069 and encodes 233 amino acids. The record is from RefSeq and is a predicted model, not a curated record. Gene Ontology annotation, cellular component: cytosol; EKC/KEOPS complex; nucleus. Gene Ontology annotation, biological process: protein phosphorylation. The transcript has 4 exons. NCBI's taxonomy places the organism in Eukaryota, Metazoa, Arthropoda, Insecta, Hymenoptera, Vespidae.